This is a messenger RNA of Silurus meridionalis, 2202 nucleotides long. RefSeq lists its product as uncharacterized. The record is from RefSeq and is a predicted model, not a curated record. NCBI's taxonomy places the organism in Eukaryota, Metazoa, Chordata, Actinopteri, Siluriformes, Siluridae. The coding region runs from base 430 to 1044 and encodes 204 amino acids. Gene Ontology annotation, cellular component: membrane. The transcript has 8 exons.
ACACACACACACAGAAUGAACUAGUGUUUCUCUUUAACAUAAUUUUCUGCUUCUCCUCCCACAUCAACCACGUAGCACACUAGUGUAAAUACUCAGCAGCAGUGGACCUACACUACUUGCUGCAGUGAGUUCCCCACACCAGCCCCCCAAAUGCGUUUACAUAAUUCAUAACCCAGCCUCAGAAUAAUAUACUGUAGCUCUUGCUGUGAAGAUUGCUCUAGAAAUAAGGAGUGAGUCUGAGUUGGCCAAUAUUCGUCCUCAUUUGGCUGUGUCUGGAUUUUGCCUCGCCUCAUUACAUUAAGAGUGCUGCAGCGGUUCUGACCCCUCCUCGGCUUUCAUCAGUACCGUCUCUGCACAACAAAAAGUCCCACACCGGGAUGCUGUGAUGCUGCCGUGCUGAUUGAUGCCGUGUCUCACACGCAGAGCACCAUGGCGCUGUAUCCGUCUCAGAUUAAGGCGUUUAAGAGAAGCGAGCCAAAAACACUAGGGGCAGUACAAAUCAUCAUUGGCUUGCUGACGGUCACGCUGAGUACGAUUGUGUAUAAACUGCACUUUCACAUCCAGCGGGAGGUCAUCAUCCUCAUUCUGAAUGGAGCGCAACUUCUUAUCACUGGAAUUGUCUUGGUUCAUGCUGGUAGAAGACCAUCCAAAUGCCUGGUGGGUACAACUAUUGUUUUGCAGUUGCUAACCGCAGCAUUUGAUAUUGUCGGAUUUGGUCUCAUAGCUCGACAUGUACCCUUUCGUGGGGAAUCCUACUAUUACAGAGACACUGAGUGGUGUUGUGACCCACGCCAUUCGGUGUGGGCUUGCUGUGGAGAAGGGGAUAAAGAGGGACAGAAGGAGUUUUUGGUGAAUGGAAUUUUGGGCACCUUGAUUGGCUCUUUGGUGUUGGUGUGUAUUAUCGGAUUGGUUGUGGCACUUUUCGGAGUAUAUGCCCUAUCUGUUAGUGCUAUUAAGGAGAUGACACCAAUUCCUAACUCUACUUCAAACACACAGUAUGGUGCUGGAGGACAGGCCAGGACUAAUGUGCGUAAUGGGAACUGAAAUCUCUCACAGGAUAAGGUCAACGAUUUUAGCACAGUUUCAUAUCAAUCAAAAGAAACAACUGCUUCCACUCUAAAUCCCCCCCACACACAAAAAAGUUUCAUGACAAUGUAAAUAAUUUGUAACAAUGUUAGCACCUGGUAUUUGGCUGUUUUCUCACUCUGCAAUAAAUUUUGAUGGAUAAAUAGUUGCUAGGACUUUAUUCCCUUUGCACUGAUAAGCAAGUUUGUUUGCAUGAAAAUGCUUAUAUAGUAUCAGUAAUGAGCAGGUUAUAGACAUGAAUGCUGUAAGAUUGUAUAGAAACAAAAAUGUUUAUAAAAUCUAGAUUUUUUAUUUGUAGAAAAAACGUAUGCUAACUUAUAUCCAAAUAGACAAAUUAUUAUUUGCAAAAUCCAUGUUUGUACUGGAAUACAAUAUAUAAAGUAUAAUAUAGUGUAUUAUUAAUGCAAGUCUGUGCUGGGGUGCUGUAGAACAUAAUUUGCAUGAAACAUCAGUCAAAUUCUGUGAUGUGAUGAGAGAAAAUAUUGAACAACAUUUAUUAAGCUACUCCAAAAGAAUCUACCAAGGAAUAUGGCAAACACAAAGAAAAACGUAAAGAUUACACACUAACAAUAUGCUAAGUACAGGAGUCAGUAUCUUUGUAAAGAUAUUUACAUUUACAUUUUCAAUCACCCAGCCUUGACAAACCUUUAAAAAAAAAAUUAAAGCUUGAUAAAUAUUGCCCAGUAUGUACAUGAGGGUGACGAUGUUUUAAUGAGAGAGAAUUGUCAAGUGUUAACAAAUGACUGGCAUUGCUUGGCUUUUUUGUCAUCCUGUUUUAUAUUUACUGAUACUUCAGGAAAGCUAUGAUGACUGCCAACUCUGUAAGUGCCACCACUUGUGACCAAAAUCAAUGGACACUAACAACAAAAAGUAAGAGGUUGAAGCCUCACUCAAGGGCUCAGCCGGUGUAAUCUUCUCUUGUGGUAGCAUGUUAUCAGUUCACAGUACUGUUUGUGUCAGUGUGUCAUUGCCUUUACAACAGCAUGUCAUGUCAACAGAUUUACAUUUUGCCUGUAUUCUUUGAUGUCUUUAUAUGUAGUGAUUGAAAAUCAUAGAUAACUUCAUGCGUGUUUAUGGAUGAUUGAUGUUUAAAAUAAACAUGAUUUGUUAGACAAA